CCCCAUCCGUCCAUCGACAAAUGCAUGCAUCCAUCCGAUAGUCAGUCAAUCCAGCUGCCCCUCACCCAAUCUACGUGUGGAGUCACUCACGCCGUCUGAAGGACAACUCGAGGCUCCACUGUGUGUCGUGUGAACAAGUGUGAAAGCUGCCCACCUUCCCACCAGGGAAUCGUCGGAAAUACUCCUUUCUGAUCUCACGCAGCACUCCUAUGUCGCGGUCCGCAGUUGUGAAGCGAAUGGUCAGCUCUCGAAUGCCUCUGACGGUGAGGAUGGACUCAACACUUGACAGCACACCAACGCCAGCGCCCGCAUUUGCCACUACAUACAGACACAGCACAUAGUCAGACGAGCCGGGCACCUUCACUGUCAUUUCCGUCCGGCUUACCGUACAGACGUAGCCGCACGGUUUCGAUCUCGGGCAGCUGGUCCUUCUCAUUGCCCCACAUCAGCUCCUCCCUGCCCACACCGUCCACAUCAGCCGUAAUGCUCAUCUCGCCGAGCGCCUUCUCUGGCCCAGCCGCCCGAAGCAUGGCCACCACAUCAGUCGUCGUGACCCGGGACGAGUCCGAUGAGACCGAUACCACCGUCACUCUGGAUGACGACGUGUCGCUGCCGGCCCUCUCGUCGAUCGUCAGGUCGUAUUUGGCCGCGUCGUCGGCACAGCUCGUCCACACACUCCCUUCCCCCUCCAGGUCACCUGUUUUGAUCCGCUUGUUCAUCUUGGCAGCAGUGCGCUUGGGGAAGAAAAAGAUUGUCGGUUUGAGUGGCGUCAACAGCAGGCCGGCAGCGAGAUGACACUCCACUGUCAUCACCUGAAGCAGAAGCAGCGUGCAUCAAUCAAUCAAUCGUCGGUGCUCCAUUCGCUUCUCUCCCUCUUGUACCUGCUGUGUGCCUCCCUGGGCAGGACGCAGGCCGCUGAUUGGACGACGCUGCACGUGGGUGCGCCCUCCUCGCUCAUCGUGUGCAGACGGCUCCUUUUAACUGCACAACAACGCUCGCCACAGAUUCCUCGGCUCUGCACGUGGAUGGAACGAGUUCUCCCCUUGAAAGAAAGUAGCUUGGCGAAAGGUCAACCCUUUUGUCGCUUUCGUUGCGACUGUUCGGCGUUGUUCUUCAGUGGACGUUGUCGAGAUCUAUGGAAAGGAGGUGUGGCAACG
Molecule: messenger RNA, 1157 nt
Organism: Vitrella brassicaformis
Lineage: Eukaryota; Vitrellaceae
Source: the annotation of a GenBank genome assembly